UCAUCCGGUUGCCCAGAGACCACAGGGAACCACCGGAAAAUGUCUGCAUUUGUGACUUUGGAUUUGCAACAAGUAAUAUACCCAACAGCGAGUGUGUUGGAUCGCCGCAGUACAGUGCCCCUGAAGUUGCAAUGGUUGGCAUCAGGCAAUGUAAACUGGCUAAAUGUGAUUGCAGCUACGACGAGAAAUGUGAUGUUUGGUCACUCGGUGUCGUGGCUUAUGCCAUUCUCAGCGGGGCACUCCCGUUCGAUGGCAGCACACCAACCGAGGUAUUCACGAAUGUUUUGCGUCACAACAUACCUUUUCCACGCUCUGCCUGGCAGAAUGUUAGCGAGGCCGCUAAGGACUUUGUUCUCUUCCUUAUGACCCCGGAACCUUCCAAUCGGCCAUCCGCGCUGCAGUCAUUGGAACACCCAUGGCUGGUUUAA
Messenger RNA from Trypanosoma cruzi, 428 nucleotides. RefSeq names its product protein kinase, putative. The transcript has a single exon. Gene Ontology annotation, biological process: peptidyl-serine phosphorylation; intracellular signal transduction; protein autophosphorylation. Gene Ontology annotation, molecular function: ATP binding; calcium/calmodulin-dependent protein kinase activity; calmodulin binding. Gene Ontology annotation, cellular component: nucleus; cytoplasm. The record is from RefSeq and is a predicted model, not a curated record. Lineage: Eukaryota; Euglenozoa; Kinetoplastea; Trypanosomatida; Trypanosomatidae. The annotation marks the transcript as partial.